Molecule: messenger RNA, 2331 nt
Organism: Drosophila santomea
Lineage: Eukaryota; Metazoa; Arthropoda; Insecta; Diptera; Drosophilidae
Product: arrestin domain-containing protein 3
Exons: 5
Coding region: 644-1933 (429 amino acids)
Biological process (GO): protein transport
Cellular component (GO): cytoplasm
Source: RefSeq, a predicted model, not a curated record
ACCUGCAUAUUGAAAUAGUUUGAGUCUGAUAGGUUAUAAAUUGAGAAGCGGACAUGGCUAUAUCGGCUUGGCGCUCGAUACGCUCGACCGUGACGAUACACUUUGGUGGCAACGCACCAGGAUUGAAAAUUGAAACUACUGGGACAUUCACGCUUUUAUAUGUAAAUGAGUACAAACCAUCGCUACCAGACGUAAUCAACUAUCUCAGACUUCAGUCCGUAACAAACUAACUUAAUAUGUAUGUUGUAAAAAAAAACACUCGUUUUACAAUCUUAUGUAAAUUUCCAAUAAGAUAUAAAAAUGUCAGUGUUGAGCAAAGCGUGUUGAGCUUUGCGAGUAACCCUCUGAUUUUUGUUUACAAAUUUAAAGAUUUUUGGCCUUAUCAAUCGUAACAAAACAGCGAAUGUCAAUGUAACAACAAUAAAGAGAAGAGAGUGGAGCAAAAUCCAAUAUUGUUUUCAGUGAGCGCAAGCUCCAAAGCUCGCUCCUCGCUCAUCGCCCCAAACUCUCCAUCAGAAAAGCUUUGGCGCUCGAGAAGUGAUGAUGUCACUAACAACUCAGCUGUUGCAGACGCAGACCGGCUAUUAUUCUCAGUCUAUAUCUCACUUUGGGUGCGACGCUUGUGUCUGGCGGCGACUCUAAAAUGCCUUCCAGCUGCUCUUUUGAGCUUGAUCGCCGCGAACCUAUUUACUACAGUGGGGAGACGGUCAAUGGAAGAGCCAUUCUGACCACAACAUCCGAAAAGUCUGUAAACGAGGUAUACAUUCUCUUCGAGGGCGAGGCAAAGGUGCGAUGGGACGAGCGGCGAACAAGGACGAGAGGUGGAAAGACUGAGCACUACACGGAGUAUUUCCGAGGCAAACAGCAGUACUUGUACACCCGGACCUCAGUCUUUGCAUCUGGGAAUCUUCCACCAGGUACGCACACCUACAACUUCUGCAUUCCGCUGCCCCUGGAAUGCCCCUCGUCAGUGGUGGCGCAGUACGGCAAAAUCUAUUACGAGGUAUCCGUGAUCAUCGAUCGCCAGUGGCGCUUCAACAACGUCUUCAAACAACCACUGACGGUAAUACAGACCUACAACCUCAACAUGAGCCCCCAAUUGCUGAUGCCUCUAGUUCGCGAGGACAUCAAGCACUUCUGCUGUUGGCCCUGUAGGUCAGGACCGGUUCUCUCGACGCUAACAAUACCGUUCGGUGGUUACGCACCUGGACAGAAGAUACGCUUUGCUCUGGAGAUCGACAACCAGUCGAGCGGCUAUGAUCUGGAGGGCAUCGAACUGAAGCUAAAGCAAAUAUACAGAUUCCAGGCUCAAACGCCCCACCACAAAACCCGCGAAAAGGAGCUCAGCCUGAACAAAAGUUCGCAGCAGGAGCGUGUGUUGCGUCUCUCAAAGAAAAUAAUCGAAGGAACUUUGGCUAUUCCAGCAGUACCACCUUCUUCUCGCUCCGAUGGCAUUAUUUCGGUUAGUUACAAAGUGAUUCUGACAAUCAGCACGGGUGACUGCCACGUGGACUCGGACUUCGAGGUGCCGAUUGUAAUUGGCACUAUACCAUUGAUCCAAAGUGCCGAGAAUCCAGCCAGUGCAGCGCAGUGGAUACCGGAAACACCGGACACUCCGGCCGGAGCUGCCGCAGAUCUGCCUCCCAGUUAUGACAAGUGCAAACCACCAACCUUCGAGGAGGCCACAAACUUUGGAGAAAGGUUCAUCGACAUCGAUCAGGAUGAGCACAAUCGCACGGAUGACUUUAUUCCCCGUUACCCCAUGUACACCAACUUUGCCAUGCCAUCGGCUCCACCUCCACCCGCUGAAGAAUCGGGAUCCAUUCAACCCGUUCCCGUUCUGUCACUACCUCAUGAUCCCACUGCCCCAAUGAGCGGUCAAAACUAUUCGGACCGCCCAACACCAUCAUACGGUUGGAACUCCAACUCUUAGAUAGAACCAAGAUAAAAUCUGAUCAAAUGAUUUUAAUUUGCCUUACCUUUGGAUAUUAGUAAUAAACAUAGGUCAGUUGAUUAUCAUGCUUGAUAUGAAACCAAAUCUCAGGAAUAUGCAUAUAUAAGCUCUCUAACAUGCAGACAGAGUAUAUAUAAGCAUUUGGAAAACAUUUUUAUUUAAACUUUUGAUAAAUAAUAUCAAAUAUUUAUAUUUAUAUACCUUUUAAUAACAAAAACCACAGCUAAGUAAAGAACUAUGAUAUUUCUAAUUUGGUAAUGCUACAAUCCUUCUUGGAACAAAAUUCCACAGAAAAUAUAUUUAUACCCGUUACUCGUCGAUCUGGCCAUGUCCGUCUGUCCGUCCGUCCGUCUGUCCGUCCGUCUGUCCGUCCGUAU